Messenger RNA from Sus scrofa (pig), 6822 nucleotides. Lineage: Eukaryota; Metazoa; Chordata; Mammalia; Artiodactyla; Suidae. The record is from RefSeq and is a predicted model, not a curated record.
UUGCCAUUGCACUGUGGUGUAGGUUGCACAUGCCUUCGAUCUGACAUGGUAUGGCUGUGGCUGUGUCCUGCAGCUGUAGAUCCUAUUCAAUCCUUAGCCUAGAAACCUCCAAAUGCUGCGGGUGCAACCCUAAUAAGCACACACACACACACACACACACACCACACACACACACACACAGAAGAUCUCUCAAAAAUAUACUAAAUUUUUAAAACCAAUUUUCUUAAAAAGAAAGGCUAUAAUUGUGAUUAGUUGAGCCAAAUUCUUCCUAUAUUCAUGUACUAUACUUAAUUGAGAGACUCAUUUAGAAUCUGCCGAAAAGCAAAGAUGAGAACUUAUAAUAAAAUACUGAAGAGAUUUCCAGUUUGCAGGAAUGUCAUGAAAUUACUUCCUUUAUGCUGAAACUAUCAUUUCUAAGCUUAACUGGAAACAUUUGAAAAUAUUGUCAUUUAGCCUUGAUAGAUAAUUGUGGCCUCUUAAUCACUCAAUAAAAUAGACCAGAAAGUGCAGAUAGGUGUAAACCUGGGAAUGAAAAGAAUUGUAAAAUUAUCACAAAAGAUAUGCGGAAAUUUAAUUUGAUAUUAUCAUACGAUUCACCUCUCUGAAUAACCCUAUAUACAGCCUCCUUAGUGGUUAUUAUAAAUGUUUGGACUCUGCAUGAGCAUUUUGAUUAUCAGUAUCAGAGGUCAACCAACUUUCUGUAAAGGGCAAUAUAUUAAUAAUAUAGACUUUGCAAACCGUAGUGUCUGAUGCAAUUACUACUCCCCCUCUGUAGUGUGAAUGCAGCUCUAAUGUGUAAAUGAAGGGGCUUAAGUGUGUUCCAAUAAACCUUUUAAUAAAAAUAGGUGCUGAGCCAAAUUUGGCCCAUGGAUCAGUUUGCCCCCAGACCCCCAUCCUAGACUUUCCCAUAAACAUUGACCAUAUGUUCUUUCUCAUUUAAUAUAAGGUAAUUUCACUAAAAUUUGAAAAUUCAACAACAGAUAUAAGAUUUUAAAAUUUAAGUCCAACUUUUUUUUUAUUAGGAAUGUGAAUGAAAGCAAUCUUAUAAAAUAUUGAGGUUAACAUUUCUAACUCAUUUUUGGACUUCUGUGUUGUCCUUGGUAUCAAAAGAUAACAUGAGAGGUGAAAAAUCACCAGCAAUUUGACUCAUAAAUUAGAAGGUAUAGUACAAAGAAAAAUAAGCAAAAUGACCAUUUCCUGUUAUAUAUGAUUUUAUCUCAAAGAUAAUUUAUCUUUAGAAAAUCUAUUUGUGGAAUUUACUGCAUUAAAAUAUUAAAGAAGAAAAAUAAAGGUUAAAAAAAGCAAAUCACACAUCCUCUGAUAAAAUGCAGUGGUCAACUCAUGAUUUUUGAAAGUCUCUUAGUGAAAUAGAACAAAACAUUGUUUCGGUAGUAUGAAAGAUCGGAAUAUAUCAUCACAAGUAGAUAUGCUUUUUGCUCCUUGUUUGGUUUUAAUUUGAACAAGUCAACAAAAAAACCUAAUAUUUUGGGACAGUUGGAUAUAUAUGAGUAUGUGCAAGGGAAAAAAUGAUAUCAAAGUGUUUUUUUUUUUUUUUUGUUAAAUUUGCUAGCCUUGAAAUUGCAUCUUGGUUAAGAGAAAAAAAAAAAAGCCCAAAACAUGUAUUUUAGUAAUUCGUACUGAAGAUACACAGGAGUGAAAUGGUAUGCUGUUUAAAUUCUGGUUUAAAAUAUAUUAAAAUUAAAAAAAACUUUUAAAAAACAGGUAAAGCAGAUAUAAAAAGUCUUCAUAUGUGUUGAAUCUACUUGAUCAGUACAUGAAACUUAUUUCUCUAGUUCUCUAUCCUAGUGUAUAUUUGAAAAUAUUCAUAAUUUUUUAAUUAUAGCAAGCAUCAUUCUUAAUGUUUUAAACUGUAUUAACUGCCUUGGUGAAAUCAGUUCCAAAAUGAAAAGUCUCUGCUUUUAUUCAGUACUCUGCUGGAGGUUCUGUCCAGGGCACUAGCAUAAGAAAAAUAUGUUUAAAAAUAUUGGAAAAGGGGAAAAACAUCUUUCUUUGCAACAACAUGAUUUUAUUUAAAAUUACAGUAGCUCCCCACUUCCAAUGCUUUUCAGUUUCUCUUCCUUUACAAAAUACUUAUUAAUGUGCUGAAUACAAUGGAACUUACGAGUCAAUGAGCGUCAUGCUUUCUGUCUAUAUCUCUCACAUUUUCACCCCAUGGAAGCAGGAUCUUUGUCUACUUUGUAGACAGAAUGGUGCUGGAGCUGCCUAGGCUGCAUCCUGUGAGCCAGUUGUGGAUGUGUCUCCUCACCUCUGCCUUCUGCAAGGGCACAUUGGUAGCUUGAAAUCUGCCAUGGUGGGAGGCUUUGCUUUUAUUUUUGUAUCCAAAUAGAGUUUUUUCAUAUUUUUAUCAAAUUCUUUAAGAGUAACGCAUGUGGCAAUCAAUUUUUGAGAUUUUAUUGGCUACCAGGAAUUGACUGUACACUUAAAUUAUUUAAAUGUACUUAUUUAUUCAGAAAUAUCUAUUGAGUACACACGCAUGGCAGAUGUCUGUUUUAAAUGAGUAGUAUUAGUCAAUUCUGGUAAAUGUCUAACUGCCUCUUAAGGGGUGGAGGUGAGGGGCUGAUUUGUAGGGUUUGUCAAUUUCUGUGAUAUAAAGUCAACAUUCAAAGGAUAUAAGCACACUAACUCUCCUGAUGAAAAGUCCAGAAUUUCUGGGAGAAAAAAAAUGUGGAUUCCUUAUACAGUCAUAGAAGAGUUAAAUCUGAAUUGAAUUUCCACAGACCAAUAUCACAUGAAUUUGACUCAUUCGCCUCAAUUAAUUUGCUUUCUUAUGCUUUCUUAUCCAUAUGUAUGAAAAGAUUCACCUGUAUCUUUUAAUGAUGCCUCAUUCACACUCUUAAUGAAUUCCCCUGAGACAACAAGAAAGACACAGAUAAAAUAAGUCCAGCUCCAUGUGUGUGACAUACUCAGAGAAGAACAUUCCUAUUGUCUAUUUUUGAAGCAGUGUUUAUAGGAUAAUAUUACUAAAAUUGUAUAGAUAUAUAACAUAGACUUACAAAAAAUUCAUUUAAACUCUUCGCAUUAGUACAAAGAAAUUGUUUUAAUAAAUAGUGUUUUGUAUUAUAUGAAAAGGGGCAAAUGUAAGAAUGCUUUAUUGGUCCACGUAGGUGUAGCUGAGUUUUUGGGUAAGAGGCAAAAAGCCAGUAUGAGUCGUAUUAUGAUUAAAAUGUUCCCCAAUUUUGCACUAUCAGGAAUCAAGGAUAUUGUGGAUCAAAUGUAUAAUGAGAAUUAUAAUCCUUGAGAGCCAUGGCAAAGUUAAAUCACAAUACUUGUUUUGACAAUACAAUAGAAACCAAGUAAGCUGCAAACUCAAUUUACCAGCUCUGAAAUUAUAUAAACAUGGAAACAAAUUAGAUGAUUCAGUGUGAACUAAAUCAUCAAGAGGAACCAGGAAGUAAGUAAAUUUGUUUUUAUUCAGUUUUAGUAUUUAUUAUUCAAUUUCAUUCAAAUAUUUUAAAGUAUUAUUUGCACGUGUUUGUGGUGUUUGUGAAUUUAUGAAUCUUUUGAUAUUAAAAAGCAAAUGAUUGUUUACUCCCAAGAAGACUAUUAAUGAACUUCUAAAGAAGCAGCACAGCGAUGUCUUGAGUUGUUCAUUAAUUUUUUUCUCAGUUAAAUGGUUCUCUGUUACAGAAAUAAGACAUAAAAAAAGACAUGCCCUAUUUAAAGGAGUAUCUGCUUCCUGGUAAAUGUUUUGACCUUCCACUUGUUCAUUUGCUAAAGCAAUGGUUUAAAAAAAAAAAAAAAAAACACCCAACAACAACAACAAAAAAGACUGUGUGUUGUAUGAAGUAAACUGUUUCUAGGCAAUUAUUUAUUUUAGUAGCAGAAGUUACCUUUUCUUAUUCUUCUGGCAUUUUCAUCCCAAAAAGGAAAACAAAAAAGGAUGUGGGCAAGUGACAGCAUCAACUAAACCCUUAAAAACAUGAUUUGGAGAGAAUGUCAACAAAACAUUCCCAUGGAUAAACACAUAUGUUCUAAAGUGAGGUGAUUGCUAUGUUGACUAGCGGUUUAAACUUGUGAAAGUUUCUUAAACUAUGUGUGUCCCAGUUUCUCAAAAUAAAAUUGUGGAGGUAGGCCUAUGUAACCUCUGUUAAGCUUUCAAACUGUACUUAGAAUAUCUACAAUCCAUACAGGUCCAUACGGUUUUUGUCAUACUGAAGGAAAGGAGAAGAAUCAAUUAAAAUAUUUUCAUAUUUUUUACAAAAGAAGCUAAAUAUUGUAAAGAUAAGUUUAAGCUUAAUUUUAAAGAAACUAUAGAAGAAAUAGCUCUAUUUAAAUGUAAUCACAAGAUUUUUAUUUUGUCCAUGGCCUGUGAUGAUGUAUUUUCAAAGAGAGAUCAGUAUUGAACUUGAGAUAAUAUUCAAUACUCGAAUGAAAGGUCAAAAGGAAAUUAGUUACUGGAGAGGAUCAAAUAUGUUUUUAAAUUUCAUGCAUUAUCAUCAUAGAUACUUUAAAAAUGUUAUAUACUUUCCUCAAACCUAUGUAAACUAUUUUAUGUUCUAUAAGGGGAAUGCACAUUUUCUGUUCUCAAGGGGGAAACAGGAUUGGCAAUGAAAAACCACACAGUACCCACAGAAUUCAUUCUUCUUGGCCUCUCAGAUGACCCAGAGCUUCAGACUGUGAUUUUUCUCUUUUUAAUUAUCACAUAUAUAUUAAGUGUCGUGGGAAAUUUGGCCAUCAUCACUCUCACCCUGGUGGACUCCCAUCUACACACCCCUAUGUAUUUUUUCCUCAGGAACUUCUCUGUGUUAGAAAUUUCCUUCACAACUGUCUGCAUUCCUAGAUUUUUGGGCACAAUUGUCACCAGGGACAAAACUAUUUCAUACGGUAAUUGUAUAGCUCAGUUGUUUUUCUUCAUCUUCAUGGGAAUCACUGAAUUUUAUCUUCUAACUGCCAUGUCCUAUGAUCGCUAUGUCGCAAUCUGCAAACCCCUGCAUUAUACAACCAUCAUGAGCAAAAGAGUCUGCACACUGCUUGUCUUUUUCGCUUGGUUGGCAGGAUUCUUAAAUAUCUUCCCGCCAGUUAUUCUUUUUCUCCGGUUAGAUUAUUGCGGCUCCAAUAUCAUCGAUCACUUUGCUUGUGACUAUUUCCCCCUCCUGCAACUAUCCUGCUCUGACACAUGGCUCCUGGAAGUGAUUGGUUUCUACUCUGCCAUAGUGAUUCUGCUUUUCACCCUGGCAUUGAUCCUUCUAUCCUACGUGUUCAUCAUGAAGACAAUCCUGAAACUGCCUUCUGCCAGUCAGAGAAAAAAGGCAUUUUCUACAUGCUCCUCUCACAUGAUUGUCAUUUCCAUCUCUUAUGGGAGCUGCAUAUUCAUGUAUGCCAACCCUUCAGCAAAAGAAAAGGCGUCCUUGACCAAAGGAGUAGCUAUUCUGAACACUUCUGUUGCUCCCAUGAUGAAUCCAUUUAUAUAUACCCUGAGGAACCAGCAAGUGAAGCAAGCCUUUAAAGAUAGCAUCCAAAAGAUUAUGUUUUUUUCAAGUAAAUGAAAAUAUUUGUGGCAUUAAAAGAAUAAAGUUCUUGUCAAUGCUUCUAUUAUUCAUACUUUCUCAAAACUCUUGCUUUCACAAUAGCUAUAUAUUUUUCCCUGUGUCCAUUCCCAUAUUAAAAUUUCCCCCACUUUGAACCCAGUACCUUGGAUAAAGUUGAAUAUUGCUUCAGAAUUUCUAUAAUUUGUUUUAUUCAAAUGUAUUAGGAUGGCAUAUAAAACACAGGUUAAUGUUACGAUUUUGAGAAGUGAUUUGUUUUUGAAGAGACAUAGGCUAUUUAGUUUGAUGAAAAUGGUGUGAGGAUAGAUGUGAAUUUCUGAAGUUUUCCUUCUUACCUGGUAAUAGAAAUGAAUAUUUUCAGGAAAUUUUGAUUCUCUAUGGCAUUUUUGUGAAAUCAAAUUACCACAAUCACAACAGGGUUGGAAAUAAAAUAUAAAUAUCUACUUAAAUAUUUAAAAAAGAUUAGAAAGUCAAUAUAUUCUAUUUUUUAUGCUAUUAAUAAUAUAGCUGAUGAUAAUGAGAAGGAGAAAAACGGGGAGAAGUAUAGAAGAUAAAAUCUUAUUCAGCAAUUACUAGGUUCCAGACUUAUUCUAAUUAUUUUCUCUUUAUUGGCUCAUUGGAUCCUGCCAACAACUUUAUGAGGCACCUGCAUUGUUAUUCUUCUGCAGAAAUCUUUAUACUUUCUCUGGAUAUAUUUUAUAAGCUUUCCCUCACUUAUGUUCAUAAUAAAUAAAAUAAAGGUUUGAGUUAAAUUUUAAAAUCUUACAUCUAUAUCAAUCACCACGUUGUAAAUCAAAUAGUCUUCAAUAAAACUCUAAAAAGAAUCUUACCUCUAUUAUUAAAUUUUCACAUUUCAGUCAGAUUAUUUUAUAUUAAAUAAGAAAUACUAUAUAGGUCAAUGUUUAUGGAAAAGUCUUACAUGGGGGGAGGCAAACUAUGAUUCCUGGCCCAAAUUUGCUCAAAACCUAUUUUUAUUAAAAGUUUUAUUAGAACACACCUCAUUCCAUUCAUUGAAAGGUUGUUGAUAGCUGCAGUUACACCCUAAAGGGAGAGCUGAGUAGUUGCAUCAGGGAAACUACAGCCUGUAAAGCGUAAACUAUCAAUAUAUUGCCCUUUAUUGAAAAGUUUUUGUUAACCUCUGAUAUUGAUAAUCAAAAUGCUCAUAUAUAUUCCAAACAUGUAUAAUAACUAUUAAGGAGUUUGUCUAUAGAGUUUUUGAGAGCUGACUCAUCUGAUAAUACCAGCAUAAAUUUCCUCAUAACUUUUGUAAUAAUUUUACAGUUCCUUUAAUUCUCCUAUCUAUACCUAUCUGCAG